AUGAUGGGCUACGGUGGUCAUUCCUUCCACCCUCGCCCCCCGCAGACCGCCCAGCAGCACCCGCAACAGCAACAACAACAUCAACAACAACACCAGCAACACUCCCUGCAGUCCCCGUCCAUGAGUUCCGCGGGACAUGCCCAUCAGGGCUCCAAUAUUAGCGCCGGUAGUCUUCUGCGUGGUCCCUCCGCCGCCGACGUCGCCGCCGCUCACUCCCCCGAUCUCCGCAAGAUGACCCCCGCCUCGUCGGCGCCGCUGGUCGGUCUCCCCACGGGCGGCAAUUUCGGCACCUUUCCCAACCACUUCCCCCCGCAGGGCUCCUCCGAUCUUCUGUCGCGCAAUCCUGACUCCGUCGGUCAGCUCAAGGAUCCCUACCUGUCCUUGCAGAAUCUGCAGCGCAAUAUGAACCCCAUGGCCAACUUUCGCGCCCACCCCAACGCCAUGAACCCACAGGCCACGACCCUGUCCCCCCACGCCCACGCCAUGACAUUGGGGUCCCCGCAGCAGUCGCUCGAGCGUCUACAGCAGCAGCAACAGCAACAACAACAGCAGCAGCAGCAGCAGCAACAGCAACAUUCGCAUCUGCAGCAUCGCCAGGCCGCCCAUCCUGCUGGGACCUCUCCGGCCGCCGCCUCGCCCAUGCUCACCACCACUCAACCCCAGCAUCAGCAGGCCCACUUCGCCUCCACCCAGCCGCAGUCCUACGCGGCUCAACAGGCGUAUCAACCCCACCCGGCCGCCCAGGCCUCCCCUUACCAAUCCCAGGCUCAGGCCUCUCCCUAUCAGGCCCAGGCGGCCCAGGCGGCCGCCCAGGCCUCGCCCUACCAACAGCACGUGCAGCAAACUUAUCAGCAGCAGCAGCAGCAGCAACAGCAGCAGCAGCAGGCGCAACAGGCACAAUACCAGCAACACCCCCGGUACCAGCAGCAGGCCCAGCGGUCGCCCUAUCAGGCUCAGGCCCAGCAACCCGCCCAGUUCCAGCCGCCACAGGCCUUCUCCCGCCAGUACCCGCACGCGCAGCCGGCGUCGUCGUACCCACAGUCUCAGCCCUCCCCCUACCAGCAGGCCCAGCAGUCGCCCCGGUCUCUCGUCCAGCCGCCCGUCUCCCAGGCGCCCCGGGCGACCUCGACCCCGCAGCCGGCCGCCCAGUCCCAGCCGGCCGCGGCUGUCCCGCCCGCACGGGCUCCGCCAUCGUCAGCCACCCCGGCGUCGGCCAUGACCGGUACCAUCGAUCUGCUCGGUGAGCCCAUCCAGCCCACCCAGCCGGACCCGACCCCCAAGCCACGGAAGAAGCCGCCGCCGCCGAAGCCCGCCGCCGCGUCUCCCGCCCAACAGCCCCAUCCCCUCCAGACCGCCACCACCCUCGGCGUCGCUGACCCGCCCCCGGGACCCGCGCCCGCCUUCUACACCGAGACCCCGGGCCAGAAUCCGCCCGCCACGGACAAGACGGCGACCCCUAAGAAACGGGGCCGUCCCCGCAAGUCGGAGGUCCUCGGUGAGGACGGCCAACCGCUGCCCAAGAAACGCAAGCCCCGCAAGCCCAAGGAGCCCAAGCCCCCGAAGGACGGUGCAGUCGCUGGCCCGGCCCCCAACCCCGGGGAGCCCCACAUGCCCGGGGCGCCCAUGGUCCCGGACGCGUCGGGCGCUGUGGCCACCGCGGGCCCCUCCGCCCCAGCCGCGCCACUGAUGAUCACCAACCCCGACGGGACCGUCGUGCCGGCGAAGCGCCGACGGGGUCGCCCACGCAAGUCUGAGAUCGACCCGAAUGCGCCCCCGCGCCCCAAGCGUCCGCGCAAGCCGUCCUCCAAGCCGGGGACCGGCCGACCUAGGGGCCGACCGCGCAAGGCGGACGUGGCUGCGCGGAAGGCCGCCGAGGAAGCCGAGGCUCAAGCCCAGGCCCAGGGUCAAGCUCCGGGUCAAGCUCCGGGUGCGGCUCCGGCUCCGGCUCAGGCUCAGGCGCCCGGGAGCCACGGGCCCACGCCCGUCUCGGGAGCGACGCACGGCUCAUCCCAGGUGACGCCUAAUGGAGGUGCGGGAUCGCUGUCGGCGCAGCCGGCCCUGUCCCAGGCCCAGGCCCAGCCGCAAGCGCAACCGCAAGCGCAGCCGCAGCCGCAGCACCACCAGAUGCCUCUCCAGGCCCAUGUGCAGAAGACCCCGAUGCAGCUACCCAUGCAGCAUCCCCAGCAUCCCCAGCAUCAUCAGCAUCAGCAGCAGCAGCAGCAUCAACAACACCAACAACACCAGCAACAUACCCAACAUACCCAACAUACGCAGCAUCCCCAGCAUCCCCAGCAUCCCCAGCAUACCCAGCAUACACAGCAUACACAGCAUACACAGCAGCAGCAGGCCCAACAACCGCAACAGCAGCAGCAACAUCCGCAUCAGCAUCAAGCGCAUCAGCAGAAACACCCGCAUCAGCAACAACUCCAGCAUCCGCAUCAACACAACCACGCAGCCGUCCAGGCGCAGGCUCAGGCCCAAGCCCACCUCCAACGCCCCCAGCCACACCUCCAGCAUCUCCAACACCUCCAACAACAGCACCCGCAGCACCUCCAAGCGCAGGGAGCGACGGCGCCCACGCAUGCGCAGCACCACCCAAUGCACAUGCACAUGCAGAUGCCCUUCCAGGCGACUCACCACAACGCCGCGGCCGCGGCAGCAUCGCACGCACCACACGACCCGAUGAUGCUGAACCGGGGCCAGAAGGGCGGAAUGGACGAUGAUCCGCGAAAGAGAGGAUUCAUCUUGCCUCAGAUGCAGUGA
Aspergillus candidus is the source of this 2763-nucleotide messenger RNA. RefSeq lists its product as uncharacterized. The coding region runs from base 1 to 2763 and encodes 920 amino acids. The record is from RefSeq and is a predicted model, not a curated record. The transcript has a single exon. Gene Ontology annotation, molecular function: DNA binding. Lineage: Eukaryota; Fungi; Ascomycota; Eurotiomycetes; Eurotiales; Aspergillaceae.